AUGGGCAGUCGUGUGGAUGAUACACUCCAGAGCCUCUUCGAAAGCAUCGUUGCUCCGCCUCUCCCAGGAGAAGGACACGAAGAUGCAGAGGAUCGCAUUGAACAGUCCAUCCAGUGGGCAAAGGAGAUAGUGGAGGCUGGACAGCACAAGCCGUGCGACGAUGCCAACAAUGCACCACAAGCGAUCAAGAGAAAAUUGCUGCGAGAGAAUGAUUCGCCAAAACCGGCGUCGCGCUUUGAUGAUCUGUACAAGAGACUGCUCGUCAUUCCAGUGCUCAACCAGAAAUGGAAGAUUUUGCAUCUUCUCCGUCUCUUAGCAGACGCUGACCGCCAUUACGUCGAGCAGCAGCAACCGGAUGAGCCCGAGCCUGACCUCACCCCAUCACCUCUUGCGCAGCGCCAGUCAAUGCGCCCCAAUUCAUCUCGCCUUCCGCAACGGGACGCAAGACCGUCUACUGCAGGAACUGAGGUCAACCACAGCGGACAGGCCGACACCGAUCCAGCCCAUCAUCACACUUCACCAUUCGCAUCACGGCCCAAGAGCAGUGGUAGGAAUGAGCCGCCGCCGCGAAGUGCAGGGAAAGACUCAGUGCCACCUCCAAAGCCGCGCGCGCAGUCUGGGCCAACGGAAAUGGACCUGCUGCGCGAUCUGCCAUUCAAUCUGCAAGGCCUAUCUUCCACGAAUGUGUCUUUGGCGUCUCCUGGCAAAGCCCAGCUUCCGUCCACCUUGCCCGUCCCUAUUCUUUCACUUCUGUACACCCUGGCCGAGCCGUGUCUGCUCUACAGAGAGCUAGCAGACUUUACUUCUGGGCAAGGUGGCAGCCUCAUCAAUCAAAGCCUGCGAGCCGCGAUCAGCCAGGAACUUCGUGCAUAUUUGAGCUUGGUGGCGACCCUGGAGGGCGAGGUCAGACGUGCACUGGCACUCCUUGAUCAAGGUGAUAGCCUCAAGAGCGUCCGUUCUGCAGGCGUCACCUUGAAACGAUGCGUCAUAUGGACUAAGGACGCAACGAUGGGCUUGAGGCUAAUGAGUCUGUUCGUCGAGGAAGCAAAACGCCGAAAGGGCGGUCUGAUCAUCUCACUCAUCCACGACCUCUCAAGCACACAUGGCGACCCCUUCGUUGGCGCGUUCGCUAGUAGAAUGCUUGCACAGGUUGCACGACCGUUCUACGAGAUGCUGCGCCAUUGGAUCUAUGACGGAGAACUUGUAGACCCGUAUCUCGAGUUCUUCGUCAUCGAGCCGGACCCAAGUGAAAAGCCUGACGUUGAUCCUCGGCGAGUUGCCACGUCGAUUUGGGAAGACAAGUAUUCUCUCGACUCUGGAAUGGUACCAUCAAUAGUCUCAGCAGAGUUCGCGAAGAAGGUGUUCUUGAUUGGCAAGUCCCUCAACUUCAUCAGAAACAACUGCGGCGACUCCGACUGGGUCAUACAGUAUUCGAAGUCAAAUUCAAAAUCCCUCGACCACGCUAAUACCGCCACACUCUUCUCUUCUAUUGAUGCUGCUUAUGCUUCGACGAUGUCACGACUUACGUAUCUCAUGUCUUCCAAAUUCGGCCUUUUCACUCAUUUGGCUGCCAUCAAAAAGUACCUGCUUCUUGCUCAGGGCGACUUUAUCGACUUGUUAAUGGAAUCAUUGGCGCCGAACCUUGACCGGCCCGCAAACUCACAGUAUCGGCACACGCUCACUUCCCAGCUAGAGCAUGCCAUACGGCAUUCCAACGCACAGUACGACGAUCCAGAAGUGCUAAGGCGCCUAGAUGCGCGAAUGCUGGAGUUGUCUAGUGGGGAGAUCGGAUGGGAUUGCUUCACCUUGGAGUACAAGUCUAGUGCGCCAUGCGACGUGGUGAUAACGCAAUGGGCCAAUACCCAGUAUCUGAAGAUCUUCAACCUCCUUUGGCGAAUAAAGAGGGUCGACGUGUUGUCUGCAGUCAACGACAAGCUUGGGGAGGAUUGGAAGCGCGCAAGAUGUGUAAUUGCCGAAAUGGUCCACUUCGUCAACCAGCUGCUGUACUACAUCUUGUUCGAAGUCAUUGAAGCGAGUUGGACAAUAUUGCAGACGGAGCUUCACAAGCCUAACUCGACCUUGGACGAUCUUAUUGAAGCUCAUACUAAGUACAUCAACAACAUCACACGCAAAGGGCUACUUGGUCAACAGCGACACGUGUCCACUGGGCAGCGUGAAGACAGUCCGUUGGCGCAGCUGCAUUACAUUCUCAAGGCAAUGCUAUCCUACCGCGAUGUCGUUGACAGCCUGUAUUCAUACAGCGUGGCUGAGUUCACCAAACGACAGCAGUUCUCUGCAAAGAUCGAGCAGCGGACCGCCGCAGGCAAAUGGGGAAUUACCGAGAAGGACUUAGCAGGUGAUUCUCGUGCAAGCACGCCGAGUCUGUAUCCUCCACAGGCCGCUAAGGUUGGCAGUAAGCUCGCUGAGUUUGUUGAUUCUACGAACUCACCACUGCUCCAGCCCAUCACCAUCGGAUCCGCGGCAGACGACCACGCGCUGCUGGAGUCUUUGCGAGCCCGCCUUCUGCAGGUUUCUGCAGACUUCCGAUCUCGAGUAAACAUGCUGUUGUACGACCUAGCCCACCAGCCUGAUGCUGAUCUGCGAUUCCUUGGUGUCGUGAUGAACUUUAACGAAGUGUACAAGCCUGUCAACCAGCGAAGAGCAAAGCGUCGGGAGCAAGAGCGUGAGAGAAGAGGCAAGGACGGCGGAGGAAGCAGUGAGGCGACUGGCGUAGGAACAGCAGAUGCUAAUGCCAUUACCAGCCAGCCCGAGAGUCGGAAGGUCAGCGAAGCGGUUUCAUCGGUCAGAUGA
Molecule: messenger RNA, 2811 nt
Organism: Cyphellophora attinorum
Lineage: Eukaryota; Fungi; Ascomycota; Eurotiomycetes; Chaetothyriales; Cyphellophoraceae
Product: Spindle pole body component alp6
Exons: 2
Coding region: 1-2811 (936 amino acids)
Biological process (GO): microtubule nucleation; cytoplasmic microtubule organization; meiotic cell cycle
Cellular component (GO): gamma-tubulin small complex; spindle pole; mitotic spindle pole body
Molecular function (GO): microtubule minus-end binding; gamma-tubulin binding
Source: RefSeq, a predicted model, not a curated record